GCAGACGGCACGUUAUAGCAGUGCUCUGGGUGGGCGGGUUGUUGCGCAUGUGCGGCUGCUGUCGGUGUGGUUGUGCUGCCCGCCGCCCUUCCGAUUCCGGAUCAGGAGCCGGGACCGUGGAGAUCCAGGAUCAGCUGUGACACCGGGGGCAAUACUGGAUGCGAUUGUAACAAACCCUCAGCUGAGAAGUAUUUGGCGCCAAGCAUUGCCUAGACUGGAUAGGCCCAGCUGUAUGGACUCUAAGCCUCCAUCAUGGGGCAUAUGCUAUCCAGGGUGUUUGGGAACAAAGAAAUGCGAAUAUUGAUGUUGGGCCUAGACGCUGCCGGGAAGACGACCAUUCUGUACAAACUCAAGUUGGGUCAGUCGGUUACAACCAUUCCCACCGUGGGUUUCAAUGUGGAAACGGUAACCUAUAAGAAUGUUAAGUUCAACGUGUGGGACGUUGGCGGUCAGGACAAGAUCCGUCCUCUCUGGCGGCACUAUUACACAGGCACACAGGGCCUCAUAUUUGUGGUAGACUGUGCUGACCGCGAUCGAAUCGAUGAGGCCAGGCAAGAACUCCACCGCAUCAUCAAUGACCGUGAAAUGAGGGAUGCCAUCAUUCUGAUUUUCGCCAAUAAACAGGACCUGGUGGAUGCAAUGAAGCCUCACGAAAUCCAGGAAAAGCUGGGACUAACCCGCAUCAGGGACAGGAACUGGUACGUCCAGCCAUCUUGUGCCAACACUGGAGAGGGAUUGUACGAGGGCCUUAUGUGGCUUACGUCAAACUACAAAUCUUAAAUUCCUCUUUUUAUGGUGGUUAUUUUUUUUUUUUCUUUUUUUUUUUUAAUAUAUGAUUUUUAUUUUUUUUCAUUUUUAUCGGAUCAGUAGAGGAGCUGAAGGAGUGAUCCUCAUCAACCAAAUGUGGGUGACCCAUUUUGUUAUGUAAUGGAAGUUAAAGGGAGAUUUUGGUGUUGCAGGGCUGUGAGGGACUCUCUUGAUACGUGACAGCCGCCUGCGAUAUCUGCCUUAAUACUUAGUGUGAAGCGACUAACGCGGUUGAGCGUUUGCUCUUCCUUCAGACCUCAGCAACCAAUGCUCUCUCUGUCUCUUUUAUCUUGUUAAUGGAAAGGGCUGGUUACCUCUUGCUCAGCAGUCCCGAUAACUAAAAAAAUCUCCAACAAUCAUGGCUAAACAGCAAAGUCUGUGCAGGGUGAAUGUUCCAGUGUUACAUUACCAUGGGUGCCGUAGCCUCUCGUCUUUUCCCAUACCAGACUGGUGCCUGUACUUUAAAGCGCUUGAUUGUGUCUUGGUCAACCCUGAAAUGGGUUGUUCAAUGAAGACCACCUCUUAAGUGUAUAUUGACGUCACAGAGGGGGUUUCCCAACCGGGAUCCUUCCUCUGUGUGUUGUUCUGGCCCGUCCAUAAGAAUACCCAGCAUGUAAUGCUACAUUUCCCUGUGACUUUUAUAUAUAUUAUUUCCCCAGUCUAGACCAGUUCUUUCCAUAACGUGCAUACUGUACAAUUGACCAGACCAUCAUUCCCCUUUUUUUUUUUCCCCCCAAAUCCAAUACAUUCCCGUUGCUCGUAUUAUUUGUAGUCAUUCACUGUUUAGAAUGACCAUAAUGUCAACCUGUAGAUAGUUUGGGUCUCAAAAUUCUUAUAAAAUUCUCACCUAUGCCUGUUAAGUUAGUGUUUUCAAGGCUUUUUGACCCCAGAAUAGCACCCGAUUUUUACAGUCCCUCCUAUCUAUUUGAACACAAAGCCGGUAUCCAUUGAAGUUCUAUAUUAGGAGCUUCUUGGCACUUUUGGCACUGCUAAUUCCCUCCUCCCCUCUUACCUUGUUGACAGGCAUGAGACAAAGUAAUCCAAUCCGACAUGGUUGCACUUUAUGUAUGGACAAAGUCCUCUGUCCUUUAAUGGUGUUACUAGAGGUUUUUUUUUUUUUUUAGCCAUAUUGUUCUAAUGCAGUGUUCAUUGUUGAUCAGGAGGCCAUCAUACACUUUUGUUUUGGCUCAGUCUUCCAGCCCCACCCCCUGGACACUAGUGUCCGACAUUAGCCCUGCUACCCACUGACUCAUUGGAUUGGGUGGAGGGGGGGGAGGUGAAGGGGUUAAUUCUUUACUCACUGAAAUACAAUGCUGAGCUAUGCAGCCGCCCUCUUUAUUUCUGCUCUCCUGUCUGGUGCACUAAUGCUAUUUCUGUUUCGGAAAAAAAAAAAAGUUUUACUUUCAAUAGGACUUGUUCCAUGUUGUAUUGCUUAAAAAACUUCAACUGAACAAUAAAAACUUAAUAAUGCA
Molecule: messenger RNA, 2279 nt
Organism: Hyla sarda
Lineage: Eukaryota; Metazoa; Chordata; Amphibia; Anura; Hylidae
Product: ADP-ribosylation factor 6-like
Exons: 3
Coding region: 253-780 (175 amino acids)
Biological process (GO): intracellular protein transport; vesicle-mediated transport
Cellular component (GO): cytoplasm
Molecular function (GO): GTP binding; GTPase activity
Source: RefSeq, a predicted model, not a curated record